Molecule: messenger RNA, 578 nt
Organism: Helianthus annuus (common sunflower)
Lineage: Eukaryota; Viridiplantae; Streptophyta; Magnoliopsida; Asterales; Asteraceae
Product: calcium-binding protein PBP1-like
Exons: 2
Coding region: 153-512 (119 amino acids)
Molecular function (GO): calcium ion binding
Source: RefSeq, a predicted model, not a curated record
CUCUAUACACCCACCGACCUCCUUUCUAUCUUUAGUUCCCUCUAUGCUUUCUAUAUAUACAAUCAUCUAUCUUUAUACCUUUUCAUCAGUUUCAACUUUAUCAAAUCAAUACAACAGUCACCUAAAAGACUUCUGGUUCUCUAGAUCGAUUAAUGGAUACCAACAACAAGGAGUCUCAGUUCCAUGAUUUCUUACCUCUAAUGGCGGACAAACUGGGAGGAGAUGGUCUGAUUGAUGAAAUGUGCAAAGGGUUUCAGCUGCUGAUGGAUCAAGAUAAAGGGGUGAUCACUUUCGAUAGUUUGAAGAAGAAUUCUUCAUUUUUGGGUCUUCAAGAUCUCUCCGACACUGAUCUUUUCAGCAUGUUGAAAGAAGGCGAUUUCGAUGGAGAUGGUGCACUCAGUCAGAUGGAGUUUUGUGUUCUCAUGUUUAGAUUAAGCCCUGAUUUGAUGGACCAAUCUGAGUUUUUGUUAGAACAAGCUCUGGAACAAGAGUUUGAUAAUUUCCAAUAUUGAAUUGUAAAUUCUUCAUUAUUGUAAAACCAUUUUAGUCUCUGUGGUUUGGACCAUUUUGCUAGUUUA